Zea mays is the source of this 2209-nucleotide messenger RNA. Its product is annotated as SAUR-like auxin-responsive protein family. Bases 1446 to 1844 code for a protein of 132 amino acids. Lineage: Eukaryota; Viridiplantae; Streptophyta; Magnoliopsida; Poales; Poaceae. The record is from RefSeq and is a predicted model, not a curated record. The transcript is spliced from 2 exons. Gene Ontology annotation, biological process: response to auxin.
UUUUUUGGCCACAGGCAAAGGCACCAUCUAUUUGUUUAAGGUGCAUCCUCAGUAAUGAUAGUACUUUCUAUUUGUUUAAUAUGUGUUUCUCAGUGAGCCAAUAAAGUUAAGGUGCAUGAACCUCUGAUAUAGCAUUUGAUACACUGUACUUUACACAGCACCCAGGAGGAACUCUUGUGUGGGUGUAGGUACGGCUAGAAGGAAGAACCAUGCAUGCUACAUUCAUAUAACCUUUUUCAGAGGUUUAAGAAAUCAAAACUAAUCUGACUUUGAUUGUCUGAAAGAAUUUAUGAUGCUGCUGCUUACUUUUUGCUGUAGGGGGUCGAUGCCUACUUUAGCUGUGCAAUCAUUCCUCAAUAUUAAACCGAGUUUGAUCAAGUACCUUGAAUCUACAAGUAGCAGUGAUUUGACAGGCAAAAGCGGUAGCAAGAACUGCGCUUUCAGCAGUUGUACAGACAUGGGAGAUAUGACAUAGCCAAGGUCUUGGCGCUGAUAUUGACCUCAUAACCCCUGAAUAAAGAAAGAUGCUACCAGAGAUUAGUAAACGAUCUUAAGCAGAAAAAGGUAUCAUUUGCGAAUGAUUAGCACCAGCAAAAAAAAACUGGGGACACAUACAACUAUCUCAAACACCAGGUCUUUCAGUGUUAGUUUCGGAUGCCACCUAAAGCUAGGACUAGAGGCGUCCUUCUCCAAUCCAUGAACUGUCAAUUGGUCUGCACUGCACCAAUGAUGAGGUCGAAGCAAAUCAUGCAUGGUAGUUGCUAAGAUAAGCGGAGCAGAGUUGGUGCUGAUGGCGAACAUCUGGGCCCUUUUCUCAUCAUUAGCGGAGUGGGGGGAAUCUUUCAUCAGUUGGAUCGCACUUGCAUUCUUCACAAGUUCGUCAGGUAUUUGACAUGAUAUGGAAAGAUCAACUUAAUAUUUAGACGUAUAUAAUUCAGGGAACCUUUUAGGCAACUUCACACUCAACUGGCUGUUAGCUAGUUGUUUUCUUUGUUGAGGAAAUACUCCUGAACUCUGCAUGCACAAUGAUAAUGAUGUCACUAAAGUUCCCCACGUUCUUCCAUGUAGGCACAUUCCAAGCUAAUGAAACAUGAUGUCACUGCUGAAGGCAGCUGGUGGCUUUAGAAUGCCACAGUUUUACAUGCUUAACCAGGCAGUAGAAUCAGAACACUCUGAUCAGCUACUGGCUGCUGUCACAUGUGCUCAUACGCUUUUGCCUUAGUUUAUUACAUGUCAAGAACACCAACAUAAAGAAAACCUGCCCACAGACUUAAACAAAAUCGUCGUAUCAAGCCGCUGAUUAGUACGUCCAAACUAACCCGAUGAACACGCUAAUCCAUGCUUAGACACUGGUCCAGCACUCCAGCACUCCAGCCUCCUAUAUAUUGGCAGAGCAGAGAGGAGCAGAAAGCAGAGGCAGAGAAAGGCAGCUGCGUCGACUGGCAAUGGGGGAGCAAGGCAGGCCAAGCAGCAACAGGAUCAGAGACAUCGUGAGGCUGCGACAGCUUCUCAAGAAGUGGAAGCAGAUUGCGCUCUCACCGAAAGCCGGCAAGAGCGGCGGCGGCGGCGGCAGCCACGGUGUCCCGAAGGGGUUCUUCACGGUGUGCGUCGGCAAGGAGAUGGAGAGGUUCGUGAUCCCCACGGAGUACCUGGGCCACUGGGCGUUCGAGGAGCUCCUGAAGGAGGCGGAGGAGGAGUUCGGGUUCCAGCACGAGGGGGCUCUCAGGAUCCCCUGCGACGUGAAGGCGUUCGAGGGCAUCCUGAGGCUGGUGGGCAGGAAGGAUGCGGCGGCUGCGGAUCGCUACUGUUCUUCGCAGCAUGGGAUGAUGAUCUUGUGCAGAUGAUGAGUUUUCUUUCUUUCCCAACAUCUCCUUUUUUAUAUAUUUUAUCCCCCACAUUCUUUGUUCUUGGUGUUCCGUGGAGAAGAGAGGAGGAAGAGUCCACAGAUUGGCAGGAUUUGCGAAAAUUCGUACCAGAGGAUGAAAGGCGGCAUUCACAUUCUUUCCGUGUGAGAUUCUAAAAUUAAGGAUUUGCUCCAAGGAGAUUUUAGUAACAAAUGUCUUCUUCUUUUUUUUCCACUUGAGAAUUCAUUUCCCAUCUUGUUCUUUGUACUUCACCUUUAACUUCUUCUCUUGUAAUCGUUCAGAAGUCGAACAUUGUUCUCGCGCACUAUUUCCUCAGUGAAGUGAACACUGCUUCUGAAUUUUCA